Molecule: messenger RNA, 1480 nt
Organism: Magnolia sinica
Lineage: Eukaryota; Viridiplantae; Streptophyta; Magnoliopsida; Magnoliales; Magnoliaceae
Product: metalloendoproteinase 3-MMP-like
Exons: 1
Coding region: 363-1325 (320 amino acids)
Biological process (GO): extracellular matrix organization; proteolysis; collagen catabolic process
Cellular component (GO): extracellular matrix
Molecular function (GO): zinc ion binding; metalloendopeptidase activity
Source: RefSeq, a predicted model, not a curated record
AUCACCGAAGUGUGAUUAGAGAACUAUACCGUAUUUGCCCUAAUAUGUAGAACAAAGAUGGUUGUACCAUUUCAGCAUGUGGGGCCUAGUGGGUGGUACCAAACUCGGGACCUGGAGUCAUCGGUUGGAGGGGAAUCUAAAGGCAAUGUAAAUGACCGAGGUAUUUGAGUCAUCUUGGCACCCUAAACACGUCGUAAUGUUACUAGUCUACGAGGGAAGACGCGGACAGAGACUUCGUGAAACACGAUUCUUGGAGGUACUUGGCAUGUUAUAAAUAGGGAAUCCUCACUCAAAUCCUCCAAGACAGGAGCUUCUUAGCUUUUAACCAUCCUUGUGUGUUACAAGAGAAGAAAAAACUAGUAAUGGCACCCAAACAAUGUUCUUCUCUUGUAACAUGCGCCCUUCUUCAUCUUAUCAUGCUUCUCUUCCUCCCUCUUCUCAUUGAAUCUCAUUCCACUCACCAACAUCAACACCAAAACCAACAACCCUUCAAGUCCCUACAAGGAUGCCACAAAGGCCAGACCGUCAAAGGCCUCAAUGCAAUCAAGCAAUAUCUUGAGAUGUAUGGUUACCUCCCUCACCAUCACAACAACAAUACCAGUGGCGGUGACGACGACACAUUCGACGAUAUCCUGGAAUCAGCUGUCAAAACAUACCAACUCAACUACCAUCUCAAUGUCACUGGCAUACUUGAUUCCAAGACGCUGCAAGACAUGUCGUUGCCAAGAUGUGGUGUCCCAGACAUCGUAGAUGGACAUACAUCGAUGCGAUCUGGGAAGAAUCGUCAUCUUGGAUCCACCACACACCACACAGUAGCCCAUUACACCUUCUUUAAUGGCCGACCGAGGUGGCCUUCUUCCAAGACACAACUCACCUAUGGUUUCCUCCCUGGAGUUCAGGUCAUUGGGACACAGGACCUGAGGUCUGCCUGCUCACGUGCUUUCGAUAGGUGGGCGAGAGUAAGCCAUUUCACGUUCCAGGAAACUCAAGAUUAUAGGUCCGCUGAUCUUAAGAUAGGAUUUUUUAGGGGAGAUCACGGUGAUGGGGCUCCUUUCUAUGGGCCUGGCAAUGCAAUUGCACAUGCAUUUGCACCUACCAGGGGCUGGUUUCAUUUCGAUGCAGAUGAGAAGUGGGGAACUAACCAAGCUAGUGAUGCCUUUGAUGUGGAAUCCGUUGCAGUGCAUGAGAUUGGACAUUUACUUGGACUUGGGCACUCUUCAGUGGGGGGUGCUAUAAUGUACCCUUCCAUUAGCAUGGGAGUGAGGAAAGUGAAUCUGCAUGGGGAUGAUGUACAGGGUAUUAAAACCCUGUAUAAUCUGAACUGAUGACGCAUUCUCAUGGUAUUCAGCCACAACGUCGGAAAUAAAGCGGUUUACCUCCCGUGACUGGUUAUUUCUCCUAUGUUCAUGGGUUUUUAUGCGUAGAUAUUUGAGUUAUGUUUUCAUGUUUGAUCAAUAAAAAAGAAUGAGGCUGUUUCUUA